This is a messenger RNA of Syzygium oleosum, 1657 nucleotides long. Its product is annotated as pectin acetylesterase 10-like. Gene Ontology annotation, biological process: cell wall organization. The record is from RefSeq and is a predicted model, not a curated record. Gene Ontology annotation, molecular function: pectin acetylesterase activity. Gene Ontology annotation, cellular component: plant-type cell wall. The transcript has 13 exons. NCBI's taxonomy places the organism in Eukaryota, Viridiplantae, Streptophyta, Magnoliopsida, Myrtales, Myrtaceae. Bases 175 to 1407 code for a protein of 410 amino acids.
UUCAUCUCCUCUCUCUCUUCACUCUCUGUCUCUCUUUGUGCAUAACAUCAGCUUCUCUUGUUGUUUUCUUGCUUGCUGCGGUCUUAUCUCUCAGCCCUUUUGCUUUGGUGUCCUGUCAAGAAAAUGUCCAUAUGAAAAGAUCGAGUGAGAAUCACAGUGUUCCGACCAAAAAAGAUGAAGCGUUUGGGCUCUGUGAUGUUCAUGGCAUUGGUGUUUAUGAACUGGGCAAAUGGGUAUGAGGACUUGAACAUGACAGAGCUGCUCUACAGCUACAGGGACGCCGAAUAUGGCAUCAGUGGGAGGCCAUUGAUGGUCGGUCUUACUCUUAUUUAUGGUGCUGCUGCCAAAGGUGCAGUCUGCCUUGAUGGGAGUUUACCAGGUUAUCACCUCCACCAAGGAUACGGAUCGGGCGCUAAUAGUUGGCUCAUUCAGUUGGAGGGAGGAGGAUGGUGCGAUACAAUCAGAAACUGUGUAUACCGUAAGAAGACGCGGCGUGGUUCGUCCACAUACAUGGAGCGGCAGAUUCCCUUUACCGGGAUAUUGAGCAACAAAGCUGCCGAAAAUCCUGAUUUUUUCAAUUGGAACAGAGUCAAAAUCCGUUACUGCGACGGAGCAUCUUUUAGUGGGGACAGUCAAAAUCAGGCAGCACAAUUAUAUUUUCGAGGACAACGCAUUUGGUCAGCUGCAAUGGAAGAGUUAAUGUCGAAGGGAAUGCGCUACGCUAAUCAGGCUCUUCUUUCCGGGUGCAGUGCGGGUGGGGUGGCUUCUAUAAUGCACUGCGAUGAGUUCCGGAAUCUUUUCUCCGGUUACACAAGAGUCAAGUGCCUGAGUGACGGUGGAAUGUUCCUCGACGCGAUGGAUGUGUCGGGGAGGCGCACUUUAAGAAGAUUGUUCAGAGGAGUGGUUAGCCUACAGGGAGUCCAAAAGAACCUUCCAGGGAGCUGUACCAAUCAUCUGAAUCCCACCUUAUGCUUCUUUCCACAGCAUCUGAUUGGCGCUGUCGAGACUCCAUUGUUUCUUGUAAAUGCAGCUUACGAUACUUGGCAGGUCUUGGCCAGUCUAGCUCCUCCGUCGGCUGAUCCUCGCGGCUACUGGAGCCAAUGCAGAAAGAACCACGCCUAUUGUACCGCCCCACAGAUCAAUUUUCUGCAAGAUUUUCGGUAUCAAAUGCUGAGAGCCCUUACCAGCUUCUCGAGGUCCAGCAAAAACGGACUCUUCAUAAAUUCUUGCUUCUCUCAUUGCCAGACCGAGAGGCAGGACACGUGGUUCGCCCCGCAGUCGCCGCACAUCGGAAACAAGGGCAUUGCUCAGUCGGUCGGGAACUGGUAUUUCAAUCGAGGCGGCGCCAAGGCCAUCGACUGUCCAUACCCUUGCGACAAUAGCUGCCACAAUCUGGUGUUCCGCUGAUCGAGUCGCCGUCUGCCAGCCCUUCGACGUGUCGUAACUCUCGAUUUAUUAUUCCGGGGAAACAACCGUACAUUGCGGAAAGAGAAUAAGAGAGCUUGCUAAAGAGCAGGUUCAGCGAUCAGCAGCGAGCUGAUGCCAUUGAUUUGAACACCUCGUAUGAUGAACACUUAAGAUUUGUAGCAAUGUUGAUCUCUCGGUUUAGAACUGAACGAUGCUUGUACCUUUAAAAAGUGUCCGUGCAUUUAUUUCA